AUGCCACCACCAACAACCCACUCAAUCCCCUCCUCUCUCCCCCUCACCUUAAUCGUCGCAACAACCCCGAUACGCGUCGCGUCCGCGUCCGCAGCCGCCACCACAACCACCCCACCCUCCGACCAAAAUGCCACACGCCUGGGAAUCGGCCUAAAAGGAACCCUCCCAUGGCCACGCAUUAAAGCCGACAUGAGCUUCUUCGCGCGUGUUACCUCACGACCACCCAAGCAGGGCACUACCAAUGCCAUCAUCAUGGGACGGAAAACCUACGACUCUGUCCCGAAACACCUCCGCCCAUUGGGGAAACGAAUUAGUGUGGUGAUUACGCGUGAUCAGACGGGUUCAGUGCGUGAGGGUGUGUUGCAGGAAUUGGAGGCUAGGAAGGUGAAGAUGGCUGCUACGGCUAAAGCUAAGGCUGAAGCUGCGGUGGAGGCGGGGCAAGGGCAAGCUACAGCUCCAGCUCAAUCCCCCGCAGAGGAACCUGCUACCGAUGCGAUUGUCACACCCAGUCUGGAUGCUGCGCUGGAACAGCUUGAUACCGUUUACGGGGCGGAGGGACGCCUGGGUAAAGUUUUUGUUAUUGGUGGUGCGGAGAUCUAUGGUGCGUCGUUGCGGGCCGGGUCUGAGGCUUUGAUGAAGAGGCCUGUGCGAAUUGUUAUGACGCAUGUGGUGCGGAAGCCUGUGUCUGAGAGUGGCGAGGAAGGGGUUGAGCAACCGUUUGAGUGUGAUACGUUCUUCCCGGUGGAAAAGUUUACAGCGGAGAAUGGAUGGCGCAGUGCUAGUGAGGAGGAGGUGACGGAGUGGGUUGGGGAAGAUGUGACUGGGGAGUGGAAACGGGAAGGAGAUGUUGAGGUUCAGAUGGUUGGGUAUGAGCGGUUGGAUUAG
Molecule: messenger RNA, 885 nt
Organism: Penicillium cosmopolitanum
Lineage: Eukaryota; Fungi; Ascomycota; Eurotiomycetes; Eurotiales; Aspergillaceae
Product: dihydrofolate reductase
Exons: 1
Coding region: 1-885 (294 amino acids)
Biological process (GO): folic acid metabolic process; glycine biosynthetic process; dihydrofolate metabolic process
Cellular component (GO): mitochondrion
Molecular function (GO): dihydrofolate reductase activity; NADP binding
Source: RefSeq, a predicted model, not a curated record